AUGUCUCGCCUUGACAGCAUCCUUAAUCCUGAACUCGGGCUCGACCAACCCAGACUUGCGUCGCCACUGACUGAAGGCGAACACCUCUCGCUGCCUUCGUCGUCCGUAUCCGCGAGUCCGCUCACGCAACAUGUGCCCCCUUUACCGCUCCCACCUCUGGAAGGUCCUCUCGGCGGACAGUAUAGGCACCACGUAGGUGCUCUCGGGGAGCACGAUGCACACGAAACAUGUCCCGACGCGCUCAACUGCUUGCCCGACACGGAUGGCCGACCGCAGCAUACCCUGCCCAUCAUCCUCCGCUGCGCGAUCCUAGGCAGCCCGAAGAAACGUAUGACUAUCCGCGAGAUCUAUGCCGCCAUGGAGGAGAAAUACCCGUACUACCGCACUGCUGGGCAGACUUGGAAGCAAUCUGUUCGGCACCAUCUGUCGCUGAAUCGCCUAUUCGAGCGGCAGCCGCGCCCCGUGACGGAUCCUGGCUUCGGGUCGUAUUGGACUGUUAACCUCGAUGCGCCACCGGGCACGAAGCGUCCUCGCAAGCGUGGACGUCCAAACCGCGAGCCUCUCGUCGACGGCAAUCCGAGGAGACGCGGCCGUCCACGCAAGGUGCCCGGCGAUGGUCCUAAUGCGGGAGCAAACGGAAGGGAUGACGGCGACGAUUAUAUUGACGACAUUGAACCAUCUCUGUCUGGAUUGCACCGGAUGAACAUUGACGGUGGCGCGUACGAGGACGGGGUGGACUAUAUGCCGGAUCAAAUACCGCGCCUGCGCUCCGUGCGCGCGGACGACUACGACGAUGACGAUGAUGGCACGCCGCCGCCCAGUGGGCUUGUUCUUGGACCGAAUCCCUUCAGCGUGAGCCCUGGUGGUACGCAUGGGCCGUUUGGGGAGAACAUGAACAUCUUGGACCGACUAAAGCAGGAGAUGGACAAUAUGCGCCGGCGCGAGGCGAGCGCCAUGGCAGAACGGCAGAGGAUGAGCGACCAACUCGCGGAGGCCCAGGCCGAUGCAUCUCGGGCCAGGGCAGCGCAGAGGGCGGCGGAGAAGAUGCUUAGGGAAGAGGAGUCCCUUCGACGCGACGAGGAGAGGCUCAGGCGUGACGCCGAGGGCCAGUUGAGGGAGAUGCACGUCCGCCUGAGCUCGACGCUCCGUGGGCCUGACGGUAACCCGCUUUGA
Messenger RNA from Peniophora sp. CBMAI 1063, 1173 nucleotides. Lineage: Eukaryota; Fungi; Basidiomycota; Agaricomycetes; Russulales; Peniophoraceae. The record is from the annotation of a GenBank genome assembly.